Cylicocyclus nassatus is the source of this 894-nucleotide messenger RNA. Lineage: Eukaryota; Metazoa; Nematoda; Chromadorea; Rhabditida; Strongylidae. The record is from the annotation of a GenBank genome assembly.
AUGAAAGCCGAGUCACUAGGUUGUAAUUGCGAAGCGGAGUGGGAGGCGGACGUUUCCUGGUGCGAACUUAAUAAACAUGGAUUUGCAAUAAUCGCAGAGGUGGAAAUCGAGUACCGAAGGCUGGGCGAGAAACGCGAUAACUCUUACAUCGAAGUCAACGCAUUUAUUGAGAGAGCUAUCAAGUCAGGCGAGUCACUUGGACGUGUUCCCCCGAGGAAGCCAAUAAGACUUCAGCUGCAGUUCACACCGCCAUGCACAUUGGAUUUGACAUCUUAUUAUCGACCUGGAGCCCUUCUUUCGGUUGGAGGCAAACUUGAAGCGAAUGUCCUUUCCGUUACUGAGUGCAAUUAUGAAAAGUGGAAGAUUUUCGCAAACAAGGAUAUAGCAGAGAAAUGGAACAGGCCUACCAUGGCGCCUGUCUGCAAACAACUCUUGGAAGAGGAAGGAAAAAGGAGAGCCAGUCCUUUUUACUGUAAAUGGCGCUGGACACCGCAAUUUGCUUGGUGCACUCUUGGUCAUACAGAUAUCGAGAUUUCUGCUACGCUUGCUAAGUCCAGUCUAAUACCUUGCGCUUAUCCGUUAGUUGGCAUCUAUCGGCUCGUACUUGCGCUAUUACUAGCGCAGCCAGUAAUAGUCGCACAAAUAAAGUUGGAAGAAAAGUUUUUGCCGCGCCGCAACGACAGCAAAAGCUAUUUCUUACAAGCAAAAGUAAAGAUUACAGCAGUUUACAAAUGGGGCAAGAAAUUUCCAGAAAGGCAAAAGGAGAAGAUUUUGGAAUGGGAUCCACUACCUCUUCGGCUGCGUUUCCUCGAGGAAUGUCAUCCGCGUUUUCCAACUGUUCAUGGUCACCAUAUUGUUAAAGGCGAGUUAUACCAAAUUUUUGAACAUGUGUAG